Molecule: messenger RNA, 1300 nt
Organism: Dipodomys spectabilis (banner-tailed kangaroo rat)
Lineage: Eukaryota; Metazoa; Chordata; Mammalia; Rodentia; Heteromyidae
Gene: Barx1
Product: BARX homeobox 1
Exons: 4
Coding region: 85-849 (254 amino acids)
Biological process (GO): regulation of transcription by RNA polymerase II
Cellular component (GO): nucleus
Molecular function (GO): DNA-binding transcription factor activity, RNA polymerase II-specific; RNA polymerase II transcription regulatory region sequence-specific DNA binding
Source: RefSeq, a predicted model, not a curated record
GGCCUAGAGCCCCGCGCGGGCUCCGCGCCCCGAAUUCACCACUGUCCCAGCCCAGCGGCACAGGGCGCAACCGCCGGCGCCGUGAUGCAGCGGCCCGGGGAGCCGGGCGCCGCGCGCUACGGCCCGCCCGAAGGCUGUGCGGAUCACCGGCCGCACCGUUACCGCAGUUUUAUGAUCGAGGAGAUCCUCACCGAGCCGCCGGGACCCAAGGGCGCUGCGCCGGCCGCCGCCGCCGCCGCCGCGGGCGAGCUGCUCAAGUUCGGCGUGCAGGCGCUGCUGGCGGCGCGGCCCUUCCACAGCCACCUGGCGGUGCUGAAGGCCGAGCAAGCCGCGGUGUUCAAGUUCCCAUUAGCGCCCCUUGGGUGUUCCGGGCUGGGCUCCGCGUUGCUGGCCGCGGGGCCUGGGUUGCCCGGGGCUGCGGGCACGCCGCACCUGCCACUGGAGCUGCAACUCCGUGGGAAAUUGGAGGCAUCAGGCCCUGGGGAGCCAGGCACGAAAGCCAAGAAAGGGCGCCGGAGCCGUACUGUGUUCACCGAGCUGCAGUUGAUGGGCCUGGAGAAACGCUUUGAGAAGCAGAAGUAUCUCUCCACGCCAGACAGGAUAGACCUCGCCGAGUCUCUGGGUCUGAGCCAGUUGCAGGUGAAGACUUGGUAUCAGAAUCGGAGGAUGAAGUGGAAGAAAAUAGUGUUGCAGGGCGGCGGCCUGGAGUCCCCUACGAAGCCCAAGGGACGGCCCAAGAAGAACUCCAUCCCGACCAGCGAGCAGCUCACCGAGCAGGAGCGCGCCAAGGAGGCGGAGAAGCCGGCGGAGAUGCCCGGAGAGCCCAGCGACCCGAGCCGCGAGGACUGAACUCGGUGGAGGUUGGCUGACUCGGAGGGGGACUUUGGCGACUGCCCGUGGUUCCCCUUCGGCCUGCGGGAAGCCACGAGCUGGCCCUUCCGCGGACACACACGCAGCCGUCUUCAAACAUGCGGUUAAACUUCGAUUGCGGACAAUUAGGGGCCAAACAAAGAAGGACACAGACUUUGAAGCCAAGCCCAGGCCCUAACCCAGGAAAGUCGAGUCCAGCACAGCGGGAAACGACUCAGGGGGUGCUCGGAUCUCCACGUGCGUUCACGCCCCGCUCCUUGCCCCCACCACACCCCACCUCCGGGCUGCGACGCCGCCCGGCACACGCCCGCUUCCGCGCCCCGGGGACCAGGCGCCCGCGCCCCGGCCACAAGAGAGGACGCCGGGUAACCGUGCUGCCGCUCUGGCAGUGCCUGGGACCGCGUCCCCGAAGUCGCUGGGACUCCUAUCC